AUGACUACUUUGGAUGAUAAACUGCUUGGUGAGAAGCUCCAGUACUAUUACAGCAGUAGUGAGGGUGAGGAUGAAGACAGUGAGAAAGAAGAUAAAGAAGGGGAGAGCGCCAUUCCUGAAAGCGUUGGGGAAGUAGAGCUUAGCAGUGAUGGCAGUGCAGUCAACACAGGUCCCAAAGGAGUCAUUAAUGACUGGCGAAGAUAUAAACAACUGGAAACUGAACAGCGGCAGGAGCAGCGCAGAGAAAUGGAGCGACUCAUAAAAAAGUUAUCUAUGACAUGUAGAUCUCACUUAGAUGAAGAGACUGAUAAGCAGAAGCAGAAAGAGCUUCAGGAAAAAAUCAAUGGAAAGAUGACGUUACAAGAAUAUAACAUGAUUCACAAUGAUGAAGAUGAUGAGGAAUUUUUGCAGCGCUACAGGAAGCAGCGAAUGGAGGAGAUGAGACAGCAGUUGUACAGUGGGCAGCAGUUUAAACAGGUGUUUGAGAUUACCAGUGGAGAAGCGUUUUUGGACACGGUUGAUAAAGAGCAUAAGAGCACACUGAUCAUGAUCCAUAUUUACGAAGAUGAUAUCCCUGGCACCGAAUCCCUGAACGGCUGUAUGAUCUGCCUAGCUGCUGAGUAUCCGACAGUUAAAUUUUGCAGAGUGAAGAGUUCGCUCAUUGGUGCUAGCACUCGCUUUACUAAUAACGCCCUGCCAGCUUUGCUGAUCUAUAAGGCCGGUGAGCUCAUCGGCAAUUUUGUGCGAAUCACUGACCAGCUCGGAGAAGAUUUCUUUGCUGUAGACCUGGAGGCCUUUCUGCAGGAA
This is a messenger RNA of Charadrius vociferus (killdeer), 807 nucleotides long. RefSeq names its product phosducin-like (gene PDCL). The annotation marks the transcript as partial. The transcript is spliced from 3 exons. Gene Ontology annotation, biological process: regulation of G protein-coupled receptor signaling pathway. NCBI's taxonomy places the organism in Eukaryota, Metazoa, Chordata, Aves, Charadriiformes, Charadriidae. The record is from RefSeq and is a predicted model, not a curated record.